Messenger RNA from Cricetulus griseus (Chinese hamster), 2128 nucleotides. NCBI's taxonomy places the organism in Eukaryota, Metazoa, Chordata, Mammalia, Rodentia, Cricetidae. The record is from RefSeq and is a predicted model, not a curated record.
CCCGGCAGGAUUUGCGUGGGGCUGCGCAGGCGCAGGCCCCUGGCUGUAUACCUCUUCAGGCUGUGCCCUCUGUGCAGGUCCAGAGCCUCUGCCCCAAAAGGGUCUGCAGUACCUGGUGCUCCUGUCUCAUAGGCACAGCCGGGAGUGCAGUCUAGUGCCUGGGCUUCGGGGGCCUGCAGGUGGCGAUGGGGAGCUUGUGUGGGAGUGUUCAGCAGGGCACACAUUCUCCUGGGAACCUUCUUUGAUUCCUACUCCCGUGGAGGAGCCCAAGCAGCACCUCCUUUCACACACUACUGAGAGGACCUGGUGUUCAGGGGCCAGGAGGAAGGACCCUGAGGGUUUGGAAUGUGAACAGCAUGAAAAGACUCAAGAAAGCAGGCUGUCCAGGGGAGUGGAAUCCCCACUGGAGACCUUCCCAGCCCCGGGAGAGGAGCAGGAUGUGGAAGAGGAUGAGGAUGAAGAGCCACUCCCUGAACAGCCCAUGGAGCCACUCAGUGAUGCCAGCCCAUGGACCUCCAGCUCCUCCCCAGAUGACAGUGAACCAGAUGUUCCUAAGCCACCUCCAUCCCCUGUUACCCACACACCUAAGGAGGGAGAGAUCCCGCCAGUACCUACAAUUCUCCCUAGUCCUUGUGCUGUUCUUGCCUCUCUGGGUUCUACAGCUGCUCUGACAUCAGAAGCUGAGGUGCGGCUAGAACUCAGUAGGACCCCUCAGACCUCUGUAGAGCUGCAAAUGAUCGAGUCUCUGGACAGCCCUGGGAGUCAGGCCCAGUCUACGCGAUGGGAUGAGGAUACUGCCCAGAUUGGACUCAGGAGAAUGAGGAAAGCUGCCAAAAGAGAGCUGAUGCCUUGCGACUUCCCUGGCUGUGGAAGGAUCUUCUCCAACCGGCAGUAUUUGAAUCACCACAAGAAGUACCAGCACAUCAACCAGAAGUCAUUCUGCUGCCCCGAGCCAGCUUGUGGGAAGUCCUUCAACUUUAAAAAGCACUUGAAGGAGCAUGUGAAGCUGCAUAGUGAUACCCGGGACUACAUCUGUGAAUUCUGUGCUCGCUCUUUCCGUACUAGCAGCAACCUUGUCAUCCACAGACGAAUCCACACAGGAGAGAAGCCCCUGCAGUGUGAGAUAUGUGGGUUCACUUGUCGUCAGAAGGCCUCUCUAAAUUGGCACCGACGCAAGCAUGCAGAGACUGCUGCUGCCCUGCGCUUCCCCUGUGAAUUCUGUGGCAAACGCUUUGAGAAGCCAGACAGUGUGGCAGCUCACUGCAGCAAAAGCCACCCAACCCUGCUCCCCACACAGGAGUCACCUGGCUCUUUGGAGUCUAGUCCUAGUGUCUCUGCUGCUGAACCCCUGCAAUCUCCUGAGGGGCCAAGCCUUUCCUCCUCUUCUGACUCUAAUCCUGCCCCUUCAACAGCCAGCUCUUUACAACCUGGGGUUCUAGACCCCAGGGAUUCAGAGAAAAGUCAGAUGGUGGUCCCCAGGAACUAGGUGUUAGGAGUGAAGUUGAAGGUAGGGCAUGACUGGGCUCUAGACUUAGCCUUCCUAAAGGAAACAAUAAAUGGUUUUUUUUAUACAAGUGUGGGCACAGCAUAUGCUUUGGUGCUACAGAUUUAAGAUUCUGGCAAUCUUUGGAAAACAGAUGUUAGCUGUGCCAGAGUGCAGCACAGAAGCUGACCCCAUUCAUAUGCCCAAUUUCUUUCUAGACUUUAUCUGCCAUGGUACUAGGGGCAGGCUGGACCAGGAGGCAGAUGACUGUCUGUUGUCUAGCAUUUGCCUCUAGCUGAGCUCUGCAGUUUGGCCCUCUGUUAUAGAGCCAAGCCCUACAGCAGAACAACUGAACUAGCCUACAGUAGAUGGGCUUUUGAGGUAACUGGACUGUAGGUCAUGACUUGUCAAUGAGUUGAUCCUUUGAUAAGUUCAUAGCAGAAGGCCUAUUAGGCAGUGAGGCCACAGUCCCUGAGGAAGUGCUUUUGAAGGGUACUCUGGUUCUGUAUCCUUCCUGUAUUUCCUUGCCCCGAAGUAGUUGGCCUCCCAUGCCUUUACACUUUGCUUCAGGCUCACAGAAGUGGAACAAGUUGACAACAAAAUGACACUAUUGAAACCAUGAGCUAAAAUAAAUCUUUAAGUUGA